GUCAAUCUGUUGGCGGCAAACAGCGAAGGAACGGUCUGAUGUGGGCGACGAAACUCGAAGUGGGAAGUUGAUAAGAUCGGUAUAAAAAAAAGUUAAAACGGAUCAACCUAGGUUAUUCUAGAGUAAUAGGAAAAAUGUACUAUAAAAUAGUAGUAUUGUUGGUGUCAAUAUCGUUAUCCUGGGCUGAAGAUUAUUAUGAUUUACUUGGCAUUAAGAGAGAUGCUAAUGACAAGGAAAUCCGAAAAGCCUUUAAAAAGCUAGCUGUUACAUUGCAUCCAGAUAAAAAUACGAAUGAUCCCGAUGCUCAUGACAAGUUUGUGAAACUCACUACUGCAUAUGAGACGCUUAAAGAUGCUGAAACAAGGAAGAAAUAUGAUAUUUAUGGCGAAGAGGGGGUCAAUGGCGGAUACAAACCAAAGCAGUACCAAUCUUGGAGCUAUUAUCAGCAUCAAUUUGGCAUUUAUGAUGACGAUCCUGAAGUGGAAACUCUGAAUCGGCAUGACUAUGAUGAAAAGGUUUUGCAAUCAGAAAGUAUCUGGUUCAUAAAUUUCUAUUCACCAAUGUGCAGUCACUGCCAUCACUUAGCUCCAGUGUGGAGACAAAUAGCUAAAGAAUUGGAAGGAGUCGUGCGGAUUGGCGCUGUAAAUUGUGAAGACGAUUGGCAUCUCUGCCGCCAAAUCAAUAUUAGGUCGUAUCCUACGCUGCUUCAUUAUGUCAGACAUUCAACACACGGUGUAAAGUACACAGGUGAUCAUACACAUGAGGGCAUCACCAGUUAUGUUCUGAAUAGAUUAGACGUUAAAGUUUUACCUAUUAGUGCAUCGGUUGGUAAAAGAAUUAUCCGAGGUACUGAGAAAAGCGGAAGUGCUACUGUAAUAUUUGUCUGUGGCGGAGACCGCGAUUGCUAUACUGCUGAAGAUCGUCUCAAAAUCGCUGCAAUUUUGAACAAAAUGGUUGAUGUACGCGUCAUUAAAUGCUCAAAAGAUGAAUGUGACGACGUAGUCGCGCGCAACGUGGGGGUUGUCUUCCAACAUAACAACGAGCUUGCAGAACCUGUAUUCUUUGAGGAUUUUGGCGAUAUUCAAACCCUUGCAAGAAAGGUUUUGGAACAGUUGCCUGAGCCAGAAGAUCUCAGUGCCGAUGACUUUCAGGCAAUAAGGACGCGUUUGCAAUCAGGCGCCGAUGUUGGGUGGUUGAUAUGUUUUUACGUAGGUCAAGCAACGCAGUUAGAUGUACAGCUGAAAAGGUUACCGAGUAUUAUACAAAGUAUUAAUUUAGGAAAAGUAAACUGUGGCAGAUACUCGCAACUAUGUAAACAGUUGAACGUGAAUCAUUAUCCUAUCUGGGGGGUUCUCAAGCCAGGUGGAGCCUUUGAAUUACAUCAUGGCAAAGAUUCCGUGCAUCAUAUUGCCAGUUUUGCAAUUGAUAGUAUCAAGGCUACGAAUGUACACAUGCUAUCAGUCGAUGAAAUAUUAUCAAUUAUGAACAAUGAGAAAGAUAGCGAAGCAUGGCUCGUCGAUUGGUAUGCACCAUGGUGCCCACCCUGCAUAAAAUUUUUACCUGAACUACGCAAAGCAUCAUUACAUUUUGAGCCAUCAGUUAUACAAUUUGGCACGGUGGAUUGCACCAUACAUUCUAAUGUCUGCAGACAGUUCAACAUACGUUCGUAUCCAACAGCGAUGUUAGUGAACAACAGUAAUACUAAUCUAUUCUCAGGAGACAAAGUAGCUGCAAAUCUUGUUGAGUUCAUCAUUGAGAUGAGAAAUCCCACCGUAACAAGACUGACAGCAGAUGACUUUGACGUUAAACUUGGUGAGAAAAAGGUUGAUGAAAUCUGGGUCGUGGAUUAUUUUGCACCGUGGUGUGGUCCCUGUCAACAAUUAGCUCCACAAUGGACACUAGUUGCCAAGUCGUUGCAAGUAUUGCCAUUCGUACAUGUGGCUUCGGUCGAUUGUCAAGUUGAAUCAGCUCUCUGCUCUGAACAAGGCAUUCGCAGCUAUCCAACGAUCAGAUUAUAUCCAGCUGGUAGCAGAGGGUUAAAUCGAGUGGCAUUAUUUAAUGGACAGAGAGAUUCCUUGUCGAUGCUGAACUGGAUCACAGAAUUUUUGCCUGUAAAAGUUGAGGAUAUGAACGUGGCCAGCUUCAAAGAUAAAGUUGUUCCUCGGGAGGAAUCUUGGCUCGUUGAUUUUUAUGCUCCUUGGUGUCACCAUUGUAUCGAAUUGCAACCUCAUUACAAUAUCGCGGCACAGAUUUUAAAAGGUAAAGUUCGGUUUGCCAAAGUCAAUUGUGAAAAAUAUAGACCGCUGUGUGUGCAAGCAUCGGUACGUGCAUAUCCGACAGUGAUGCUAUACUUUCCUGGGCAAAGAUAUGGUAACAGCUAUGAAGGAAGUCAAAUAAAUACCGCUUCAUCCAGCAAGAUAGUAAGGGAUGUCGAAACACUAUUGUCAACAGCCCCGAAAUCAAAACGUGAUGAAUUAUGAUAGAAAUGCAUUCGUAAGUAUGUCGCAGCCUAGUUGACGAAUCUCAAAAGCACCUAAGAAUCUCUACUGAAGUCAGUUACCUCUAAUGAAUUUAUUAACAUGAAUACAUUUUAAAAAUCAUUCACCAGAGAUUUAGCUAUUUUACGUUUGGUUUUCUAAAAAACUGGAAUUUGCUUCAUUCAUUCAAUGUAAAUAUUCGAGAAGGUCACAAGUGGAGAAGAAUGUCUAGAUAUAUUCGUCUCAUUCCUCACAUUCUACUUUAUUCUUCAGUGAAAGAUUUCUACCAGAAAAUGAUGAUUUAACAUUUUCUAUAAAACUUGAACAACACUAUUAUUAACAAAGUAUAAAAAUCAGUAAUUUUAUAUUAAAGUUGAAUAAUUAUAAAAUUGCCAAUAACAUAUAUUUCAGCAAAAUAUUAAAACUUGAUGGAUAUUACUAUCUCGAUAAAUAACAUUUCACUCGGCAGGUAAAGAUUCUUUAUCUGAAUCAAAAUUCACAGUAUCUAUAAUAUAAAUGAAAAAUAACGAUAAGCACAUAGAUAAGUAGAUGAAAUAGCCAAAUAACAAUCUUUUGUACUUGUAUUAGAUUAUACAAUGGAAGUUGAAUUCAGUAGCUAAUAAAUAUACAGACAGCUUCUCGUGAAACCUCAUCGUCAUUACCAGUGGCAGUGGCACUGAAAAGUAAGUUUUUUUUCCAACAUUUCAUUCAGUGUUAACAUUGCAUGUUGUACAAAUUAUACAUAUACGAAGCAUGAUGGAUCACAAGUCGCUUCUGUACAUGACAUAAUCCCGUUAUACCUGAAAUGUAUUGCUAUUGAAGUCGCAGAAUUCCAUGGUAUACUUAAUAGGCAUAAUAAAAUCGUAAAUACCAAA
Messenger RNA from Athalia rosae (coleseed sawfly), 3352 nucleotides. RefSeq names its product dnaJ homolog subfamily C member 10-like. The coding region runs from base 135 to 2480 and encodes 781 amino acids. NCBI's taxonomy places the organism in Eukaryota, Metazoa, Arthropoda, Insecta, Hymenoptera, Athaliidae. The record is from RefSeq and is a predicted model, not a curated record. The transcript is spliced from 12 exons.